Molecule: messenger RNA, 1668 nt
Organism: Closterium sp. Yama58-4
Lineage: Eukaryota; Viridiplantae; Streptophyta; Zygnematophyceae; Desmidiales; Closteriaceae
Source: the annotation of a GenBank genome assembly
AUGGUUUGCUUCAAUUCGCUCCUCGCCUCCGCUCACUUCAGCUCACUCCCGCCAUCCCCAUCCGCUCCUUCCCCACCUCAAUUUGACUCCCUUACCCGUCAUCUCUAUUCUCUUCUUCCUCAACUUCUCAUAGUGCUGCCCUGUGCGCCGCCCCUUCCCCCGCUUCCACCUUUUGCUGCUCGUUUCUUCGCCCCAGCUCCUCCUCCCCCGCCUUGCACUCCCUUUCCCUCGUUCCCAUCGCUCCCUACUAUUCCUUCCGCCCUCCCUCCACUCCCUUCCGCCCUCCCUCCACUCCCUUCCGCCCUCCCUCCUCUCCCUUUCGCCCCUCCUCUCCCUUCCGCCCUCCCUCCUCUCCCGUCCGCCCUCCCUCCUCUCCCGUCCGCCCGUCCUCUCCCUUCCGUCCCUCCACUCUCUUCCGCCCCUCCUCUCCCUUCAGCCUUCCCUCCUCUCCCUUCAGCCUUCCCUCCUUCCCCUUCCGCCCUCCCUCCUCUCCCUUCCGCCCUCCCUCCUCUCCCUUCCGCCCCUCCUCUCCCUUCCGCCCUCCCUCCACUCCCUUCCGCCCCUCCACUCCCUUCCGCCCUCCCUCCUCUCCCGUCCGCCCUUCCCCCAAUACCUCCCCGGCCUUUUGCCCGCCCCCCACUACCCUCCGCCCUCUCGCCACUACCUUUUGCCCUCCCCCCUCGCCCGUCCGCCCUCCCCCCUCGCCCGUCCGCCGUUCCCCCUCGCCCGUCCGCCGUUCCCCCUCGCCCGUCCGCCGUUCCCCCUCGCCCGUCCGCCGUUCCCCCUCGCCCAUCCGCCCUCCCUCCCCUCCCUGCCGCCAUCCCGCCUCUGCCUGCUGCUCCACCGCCUCUGUCACCACCCUUCUUUCCCCCCCUGCCCUCUCAUGCCCUUCCCCCAAGCCCCUCUGUCGCAAUUCCCCCCACCUCUCCUGCCCUUCCCCCAAGCCCCUCUGUCGCAAUUCCCCCCACCUCUCCUGCCCUUCCUCCAAGCCCCUCUGUCGCAAUUCCCCCCACCUCUCCUGCCCUUCCUCCAGGCCCCUCUGUCGCAAUUCCCCCCACCUCUCCUGCCCUUCCUCCAAGCCCCUCUGUCGCAAUUCCCCCCACCUCUCCUGCCCUUCCUCCAAGCCCCUCUGUCGCAAUUCCCCCCACCUCUCCUGCCCUUCCUCCAAGCCCCUCUGUCGCAAUUCCCCCCACCUCUCCUGCCCUUCCUCCAAGCCCCUCUGUCGCAAUUCCCCCCACCUCUCCUGCCCUUCCUCCAAGCCCCUCUGUCGCAAUUCCCCCCAAACCCUCUCAUGCCCUCCCCCCAAGCCCCUCUGUUGCCGUUCCUCCCGAGCCUCCUGCCGCAGCUGCUCCCAGACCUGCUUCGGUCCCAUCCAGACCUCCUGCUGUCGUUGCUCCCAAACCUGCUCCAUUACAUCCCGGACCUCCCACCGCAGCUGCUCCCAGACCUGCUCCAACUCCUCAUGCGCCUCCUGCCACAACUGCCCCCGAACCUGCUCCAAUCCCACCCAAACCCUCUGCUGUCGUUGCUCCCAGACCUGCUCCGACUCCUUCCGAAUCUCCUGCCACAGCUGCUCCCAAACCUGCCCCAAUUCAUCCCAAACCUCCUGCUGCAGCAGCUCUCAGACCUGCUCCAGUCCCCUCCAGACCUCCUCUUGUUGCUCCCUAG